Molecule: messenger RNA, 1099 nt
Organism: Lucilia cuprina (Australian sheep blowfly)
Lineage: Eukaryota; Metazoa; Arthropoda; Insecta; Diptera; Calliphoridae
Product: MDS1 and EVI1 complex locus protein EVI1-B-like
Exons: 2
Coding region: 83-1099 (338 amino acids)
Molecular function (GO): RNA polymerase II cis-regulatory region sequence-specific DNA binding; DNA-binding transcription factor activity, RNA polymerase II-specific
Source: RefSeq, a predicted model, not a curated record
UGUUUACAAACAUUGAAUUUUUAUAAACAUUUUAGAUUUUCAUGAAAAUUUUUAAGAAAAAUUUGGAAAAAUACUCAGGAAAAUGAAUAACUGUGGACUUUGUCAACAGCUUAAUAAUAAUUUAAUAGAAAUUUACACUAAACGUCUAAAAUCGUUGGCACAAAUUAUACUAAAACUAAAAGGUUACAAGCAUAACUGGGAUCUUAAUUUAACUUUAAUAGUUUGUGAAAAGUGCAUACAUGGUCUAGAAAAUGUAGCUACUCUCUGGGAAAGUAUACCAGAAGCUAAACAAGAACAUGCCACGGAAAAUGUAGGAACUUCGCCAGAAAUAUCAAAGCAAAAGGUUGAAGAGGAUUCUAGUCAUAGAAAACCAAAUAUAUCGGCCAUAACUAUAAUAAACCCUGUUAACACAGAGAAAAAUAUAAGAACUUUGUACGGAAUGGAAGAGCAAAUGUUUGAAAAAGAUAAUAACCAAGUAACUUCUAGUCAUACACAAGCAAAAUUGCCAACCAUAACUUUAAUAACACCUAAAGAAAAUUUAGAGAAAACUUAUCAUGAACCCAUCAAAUUACGCAUCAAACUACCACCUAAAAGAAAAAGAAAGAAUAAAGUAUUAACAGAUAAUAAUUUAGAGUCCCAAGCAUUGAAUACUAACUCGGAAAUAGCUGGCAAACGUUUAAGACGUCCUCCCAAACGUUAUGAAGAUUUCAAAAACCACUCACUCAAUAAAAAGUCAAACGAGCAGACUUUAAAGAGCCUACCCGAAAUGUCUACAUUACGUUUAAGUAAUGGUGAUGUUAUUGCGAAACUUGUGGAAAUGGAUAACAGUGAUAUAUCAUCUAAAUUGCGAAUUUUAUGCCAAUUUUGUACAAAAGUUUUCCAUUUUGAAAAAGAGUUUCAAAAUCAUUUAAAAACUCAUAAUAUUAAUGUAUCGAAUGGUUUGACCGAUGCUGGACAAAGUUAUUUAUAUUAUUGUAAAGUAUGUGAUAAAUCUUUUCGAGAACAUUAUGCUGUAAGGCGACAUUAUAGAAUUGCUCACUCUGAGGAGAGGCCGUUAAAAUGUAAAUAUUGUGAGGCGAGUUUUAAGGUAAAUAUUUAA